This is a messenger RNA of Etheostoma cragini (Arkansas darter), 1745 nucleotides long. It is a transcript of the gene etnppl, whose product is annotated as ethanolamine-phosphate phospho-lyase. Lineage: Eukaryota; Metazoa; Chordata; Actinopteri; Perciformes; Percidae. Gene Ontology annotation, molecular function: transaminase activity; ethanolamine-phosphate phospho-lyase activity; pyridoxal phosphate binding. The coding region runs from base 94 to 1665 and encodes 523 amino acids. The record is from RefSeq and is a predicted model, not a curated record. Gene Ontology annotation, cellular component: mitochondrion. The transcript is spliced from 13 exons.
CGCACGUGCGAGCUGUCCACCGCCGCGUCCGGCCAGGUGCCAGGCGGCAGCCUCGUGCGUCGUUCUGCCUCUGCGCGCGCGCGUGCACUAUAAAUGCACAGGCGGGUUUUUUUUUUCUGCUCGAGCGGCUGUAGCUGGUCCCGGUCCCCGAGACGGAGCGUCGUCCUCCAGCCGGACUACAGCAGGAUGUCCGCGGAAAUAUUUGACAAGAACAAGACGAUAGACCUGAGGAGGAAGCACAUUGGGCCAUCUUGUAAGAUUUUCUUCAGCCAUGACCCUAUCAAGAUUGUCCAAGCCAAAGGCCAGUACAUGUACGAUGAAAAGGGACAGCGCUACCUGGACUGCAUCAACAACGUGGCUCAUGUGGGCCAUUGUCACCCAGAUGUGGUGAAGGCGGGAGCUCAGCAGAUGGAACUACUCAACACCAACUCGCGAUUCUUGCACGACAACCUUGUGCUGUACGCCCAGAGGCUGCAGGCCACGCUGCCCGCCAAGCUGUCUGUGUGCUACUUUGUUAAUUCUGGUUCUGAAGCCAACGACCUGGCCCUCCGUCUGGCAUGGCAGUACACAGGCCACAAAGAUAUCAUCACGAUGGACAACGCGUAUCACGGCCACGUCUCAUCGCUCAUUGACAUCAGUCCGUAUAAGUUCCACCACUCCGAUGCUGAGCAGAAUCAACAUGUCCAUGUGGCUCCCAGCCCAGAUGUCUACCGAGGCAAAUACAGAGGGGAGCACCCAGACUCGGCCACAGCAUAUGCAGAUGAAGUCAAAGACAUGAUCCAAAGUGUUACUAACAAAGGAGGCAAGAUCGCUGCUUUUAUUGCUGAGUCAUUGCAGAGUUGUGGCGGGCAGGUCAUUCCCCCCCAGGGCUACUUCCAACAAGUGGCACAACAUGUCCGCCAGGCAGGGGGCCUUUUCAUCGCUGAUGAAGUCCAAGUGGGCUUUGGCCGUGUUGGCACUCACUUCUGGGCCUUCCAGCUCCAGGGAGAGGACUUUGUGCCGGACAUCGUCACCAUGGGAAAGCCUAUCGGCAACGGCCACCCCAUGUCAUGUGUGGUCACGACCAAAGAGGUGGCCGAGGCCUUCAUGUCCUCUGGAAUGGAGUAUUUCAAUACAUUUGGCGGCAACCCAGUGUCGUGUGCCAUCGGCAUGGCCGUCCUAGACGUGAUUGUGAAAGAGGAUCUCCAGGGCAAUGCCCUGCGCGUGGGCCGAUACCUGACCAGUCUGCUGGAAAAGCAGAAGGAGAAACAUCCGCUGGUGGGUGACAUCAGGGGUCGUGGCCUCUUUGUUGGGUUGGAGCUGGUGAAGGACCGGCUGAAGCUCACUCCUGCUACAGCGGAGGCCCAAGAAGUCAUAUAUAGGCUGAAGGAACAGCGCAUCCUUCUCAGUGCUGACGGACCGCAUCGCAAUGUGCUCAAAUUCAAGCCGCCCAUGUGCUUCACUGUGGAGGACGCUGACCUGGUGGUGGAGAAAAUGGACCACAUUCUCACAGAGCUGGAGGAAGCAUUGGGCCUGACGUCGCAUCACGCACUGAGUGUUGAGAAUGAGAGUAGUAAGAGAAAGCUGCCAACUGAUGACCAUGGACAGCAGCAUCACAGCGGGUUAGCCCACAGCAGAGGGGACAGUCAAGGAGUCCCUCAACGAGCCAAACGCCUCAAGACAUAACGCUGGCCACAGAGUCCGAGCUGCGACGUGAUUUUACCUUUUAACUGGGAUUAAACCAUGUCAAAUGUAGAGGUAAGGUC